This is a messenger RNA of Cylicocyclus nassatus, 228 nucleotides long. Lineage: Eukaryota; Metazoa; Nematoda; Chromadorea; Rhabditida; Strongylidae. The record is from the annotation of a GenBank genome assembly.
AUGACGCGUGGUAAUCAACGUGAUCUUGCUCGUGAGAAGAACAUGAAGAAGCAGUUGGAAUUGAAGAAGAAAGCAGGAGCUAGUGCCAGAGAAGCGAAUGCAGGUCUCUCAACCGAGGCAAGAUUGAAUCAUGUAAAGGCCCGCUCUUUCUUUGGUUCUCGGAACUCGCCAAGCAAUUCUAUAUUUGAAGGCACUAUAUUGCCAUGUAUCUGUCUUAUAACUUCUUGA